AUGGUCGAGCCCAAACUGAAGUGCAACACGCGCAAAUGCACUGCCACGACGGAAGAGACGGGAGAGCCCAGCAAGGCCAAAAAACCGCACGGGCUAAACAAACUGUUCGAAGAAGUGGUGAAAGCAACAUUUGAAGAGACCACAAAGCUGGCGGAGUAUAUCGCGAGGCUGGAGUUACUCAACAUGCACAUGAAAUGUGAUGCCGACAGGGCCACCAUGGACAAGCUCCAGGCCCAGAGAGCCCUCCUCAAGGCCGAGACUGCAAACAUGCAAGCAGAUGCUGCCAGGUUUCAGGCUGAGACUGCCAGACUCCAGGCCGAAAAAGCUUUCCAAGGCCCUGUCAACUAUAUCAUGAGUUUGCUUACAGCAACAGGUCCUCUCCCGUACCAAUGGCCAGGCAUCCUAGGAACCAAGCAGCAGCGUGGAGCCCUGCCACCAAGAAGUUGUCGAACCUAUUGA
Molecule: messenger RNA, 459 nt
Organism: Sparassis crispa
Lineage: Eukaryota; Fungi; Basidiomycota; Agaricomycetes; Polyporales; Sparassidaceae
Exons: 3
Coding region: 1-459 (152 amino acids)
Source: RefSeq, a predicted model, not a curated record